Molecule: messenger RNA, 1134 nt
Organism: Dermacentor silvarum
Lineage: Eukaryota; Metazoa; Arthropoda; Arachnida; Ixodida; Ixodidae
Exons: 12
Coding region: 7-990 (327 amino acids)
Source: RefSeq, a predicted model, not a curated record
AAGCAGAUGUGUCCAUUCGGAGCGCAAUCAUGGAUACGUUUCUUCUCCUUGCAGGAACCGGCUGUGCGGUUUUGGAUGUCCGAGUGUCGACACCGUGUUCCACUACAGCAACUAUGUUGGGUCGAACUACUUACUCGGAGAGCCCGCGCCAGCCGACUAAUGUGGGCCAAGACACAGUGCCUUCGUAACAUGCUGUCUGUGGCCAUGUCGCAUUUUAUGGACACGCACGGCCUAUACUGUGCCAUCCACGUCAGCCGAUGGCAGGUCGCAGUCCACAUGGAGGAAAUUAUUGCGAUUGGGUCGAGCCGCCUACUCGGAAAUGCCAGGACACAGCGCCUUCGUACCUUCCUGUCUGUGGCUGUAUCACCUUUUAUGGACACGACAAAAAGUGCCGCUAGUCGUCGGCAACUGCAGGCACAACCGGGUCCUUCAUCUGACCAACAUUGCCCAACUGACGCCUUAACAUCCGGUUCAAGCUCGAUGGACAGCUUCGCGGAUAUAAGGCAUGACGAAGGCGAACAGCAAAAGAACGACUGGUGGGACUCGGACGCCGCGAUGCGGGUCGCCGACAACGCACUCACAUUAUCGAUAUCAUCCCCGGAGAACCCGGGAAUCUCGAGAGCCAAACCGACGUGCCUCUGCACCAUUGGGAUGAAGCGCCAUGAAAAAAGAUCAUUUCUUGGACCUGCUGAAACAACUGAGGCAAACGCUCAACAACGUCCUGGCCGCUCAGGACACAGAAUUCCUCUCAUGAACCGGCUGUGCGGUUUUGGAUGUCCGAGUUUCGACGCCGUGUUCCACUACAGCAACUAUGUUGGGACCUGUUCAUCGGUCAACGCCUGUCCCCUCUCACAUUUCGGUGGCCGACCGAGACGAAGGGGUGAUUUGCAUCCUACGAGUGCAUUGGCGAAGGGUGACGCCUACUGCUACAUUGAAUUCUGCUAUUACUUCGUGGGCAAAGUUGCAUCCCAAAAGCCGAGUCGACGCUGAGCAAAGGAGCCCAGACCUGUGGACGCCAACAUGACUGGCCUCAACUGUGCGAGAACAAUUUUUAACCAGUGCGUCGAUUGGGAUGGACAUCCGCUGUUGCAACCAGCCGCGAGUGACGCCAUUAUGUGCUUGUCAGCGAAAUGU